Molecule: messenger RNA, 1750 nt
Organism: Gadus chalcogrammus (walleye pollock)
Lineage: Eukaryota; Metazoa; Chordata; Actinopteri; Gadiformes; Gadidae
Product: rho GTPase-activating protein 8-like
Exons: 13
Coding region: 251-1534 (427 amino acids)
Biological process (GO): negative regulation of endocytic recycling; small GTPase-mediated signal transduction
Cellular component (GO): cytoplasm
Molecular function (GO): GTPase activator activity
Source: RefSeq, a predicted model, not a curated record
GGCCUUUGUCCGUUAAAUUUGGUGUUAACCAUUCAUUUUGGAUUAUAUUAAACACAGACGUCCUCCCUGGGGGUAGUCUGAGUGGAGCACACACACCUUGGCACUGAGCAUGCGCACUGUAGUCGUGUCUUGAAGACUCCGCGGAUUGAGGAAGUUCACUAACUCAUGCGAUUAUCAUGCUCUGGAUUUAAGUAUUAGUUAUUAACACUAACUUUUCCGGGAAGUAUUAUAGACACCAGUGGCCUUCAGGAUGAGCUCAUCUGUAGACCUGGAGCAGAUGGCUGAGAUAGAAUUGAAGAAGGACGAUGAAGAGUACGAGGAAGAGCACAGCGGCCUGGCCAAGCGUCCGGAGUCGUUGCCGUCACCGAGCGGGGGCGGGCUUGACUCCUCCCACCCGUAUUACGACGUCGCACGCCACGGGAUCCUCAAGGUCAUAGGGGACGACAAUUACGGACGCAAGCUCAUCGUCUUCAGCAGCUGUUGCAUGCCGCCGUCGCACCAGCUCAACCACCAGCGCCUGCUAGAGUACCUGAAGUACACUCUGGACCAGUACGUGGAGAUGGACUACACAGUGGUGUACUUCCACUACGGCCUCCGCAGCAGCAACAAGCCGUCCAUCCGCUGGCUCCGCAGCGCCUACGCAGAGUUCGGCAGGAAAUACAAGAAGAACCUGAAGGCCCUGUAUGUGGUCCACCCCACAAACUUCAUCAGGAUCGUCUGGAACAUUUUCCAUCCCUUCAUAAGUCACAAGUUUGGCAGGAAGUUGACGUACGUGAACUACCUGGCGGAGCUCCGGGAGCACGUCCCCUACCAGCAGCUCGUCAUCCCCCCCGACGUCCUCAGACACGACGAGCGGUUGCGAGCGGCUCAGAAGAGUGGCCCCGCCCCCCCGAUGAAGACCCCCCCGCCCAGACCGCCGCUGCCAACCCAGCAGUUUGGGGUCAGCCUAAAUUACCUCCGGGAGAAGAACAAGCAGGCGCUGAUCCCUCUGGUGAUGACUCAGAGCAUCUCCUACCUCAAGGAGCACGGGCUCAGAACGGAAGGCCUGUUCAGGAGGAGUGUGAGGGUUCAAAUCAUCAAGGACAUCCAGAAGCUCUACAACCUCGGGAAGCCGGUGAGCUUCCAGCAGCAUGGAGACGUCCACGUCCCCGCCGUCAUCCUGAAGACCUUCCUGAGGGAGCUGCCGGAGCCCCUGCUCACCUUCGCCCCCUACCAGCAGGUCCUGGACAUCACCGGCGUGGAGAGCAGUCUGCGGGUAUCCAGGUGUAAACAGAUCGUUGAGAGCCUUCCGGAACACAACCGCGAGGUUCUGAAGUACCUGGUGACCUUCCUCCACAUGGUGUCCGUGGAGAGCAUCGUGAACAAGAUGAGCCCCUCCAACCUGGCGUGUGUGUUGGGCGUGAACCUGCUGUGGCCCCCCAAGGGGAGCGUGUCCCUCUCCGCCCUGGCCCCCAUCAACGUCUUCACCGAGAUUCUCAUCGAGCACUGCGACGCCGUGUUCCGGGAGCCCGUGGUCGGCACGGCAACGGCAUGAAAACACGGGAGACGACGUCUGGUUUUUUUUAUGACGAACUAGAUAACGUAUUUUAUGACGAACCACUGAACGGUUCGGACCUGGGUAAGACGAGGAGCAGGCCCGAGAUGUCCCGGUUUUCCUGUUUUAAGGGACAUUUCGGUUGACUUUGAUGAGUAAAGUGUUAAAGGAGACAUAUUAUACCACCAGGUGUGAGCGGGAUUAGCCAUACAAGCC